AUGUCUGACCAAGGUUGCUUCAAGUGCCACCAGCAGGGCCAUUUUUCUCGCAACUGCCCGACCAACCCGUCCGAUGGUGGACGCCAGAGAGGAGGUGGAGUGGUGUUGUAUUGGGGGUGUUGAGUUUAGGUAAAUACAUUAUCUCUCAAUUUCUUACUGAAUGACAAUCAUGUUGAGAAACGCAAGUUUUCGUGUGAAGGAAUUCCGGAGAAGUGGAGGAGGAGAAAUGUGUUUAAUGGUGGAAGUGUUUAGGAGUAGAAACUAAUAGUGCCUUUUUGCCUAUAUCGAAUUUGUUUUUCCAGGAGCUGUCUGCUACAACUGCCAAGAGCCGGGACAUUUCUCUCGUGAUUGCUCCAAGGGAGGAUCCGGAGGUCAGCGUGGAGGAGGCGGUGGUGGCGGAUCGUGCUACAACUGCGGAGGACGCGGUCACUACUCUCGUGAUUGCCCAUCAGCCAGAACCGAAGGAAACCGUGACAAGUUCGGCGGAGGCGGCAGAAGCUUCGGUGGAGGACAGAAGUGCUACAACUGCGGACGCAAUGGACACAUUUCCCGCGAGUGCACUGAGAGCGGAUCGGCCGAGGAGAAGCGCUGCUACAACUGCCAGGAGACCGGACACAUUUCGCGUGACUGCCCGAGCAACGCCAACUAA
Molecule: messenger RNA, 649 nt
Organism: Caenorhabditis sp. 36 PRJEB53466
Lineage: Eukaryota; Metazoa; Nematoda; Chromadorea; Rhabditida; Rhabditidae
Source: the annotation of a GenBank genome assembly